UUGACUUUGGACGGAACAGUUAGAUUAAAAUCCUCCACUCCUAUGUUAGUUAGUAAUUCAGCUGCUGGGAAUACAAGACUUAAUGCAGUGCGUGAUUUAUUCAAAUCUGGAUGCAAUUUAUUCUCAAUAUGGAGUGUCUUGAAAGGAAAAGUAGGUUCCAGGUCGCAUACGCUCUGAGUAUCAUUAUCAUUCUAUCGUGUCCGAUGAAUGAAGGUGCUAAUAUUUUGGUUGUACCUAUCGAGGGUAGUCACUGGGUCAAUAUGCGAGUUCUAAUCGAAGAGCUGAAACUUCAGGGGCACGAUAUUACUGUGCUGUUUUUCUCAACAUCUUGGUACAUCAGAGAAAGGCCGGAUCUAUAUCAAUCCAUUGUGGUGGAAAUGCAAGGAUUCCUUACCCAAAGUUCAAAUGAAGAAUUUGUAGGACAAUUUGUACAAAAUAUGCUAGAAGCCAUGGCAAAUGAAUCAACAUUAUGGACUUUUGUGAAGUUCCAAUAUUAUAUUUCAACAUUUCUGCACAUGUGUCAUAGCUGGGCUCGAGAAUUUAACAUUGCAGUUUUUGAAAACAAAACUUUGCUAAAACAACUUGAAAGUGCAAACUUUGACUUAAUACUCACUGAUCCCUUUUUUGCAACAGGUGCAAUGCUGGCAUAUUAUUUAAAACUCCCCGUGAUAUAUAAUGUCCGUUCGCUUAGCAGUGGUGAAGCUCAUUUGCUAAUUGCCCCAUCGCCACUGUCCUACGUCCCAGUCCUUGGCUCACGACUGACAGAUAAAAUGAGUUUUCUCCAAAGAACACAAAAUGUCAUCAUAAGUCUUGUUCAACAACUGAUUACAGAUUUUAUUACUCACCCGAUUUACAAUGAUCUCUGCCAUCGCUAUCUGGACCCAGACACAGACAUUAAGACUAUUCUUUCAAGGGCAGAUGUGUGGCUGAUAAGAGUUGAUUUUACAUUUGAAUUCCCAAGACCUACCAUGCCCAAUAUUGUUUACAUUGGAGGAUUCCAGUGUAAACCAUCUAAACCACUGGAGACAGACUUUGAAGCAUUUGUCCAGUCCUCAGGGGAACAUGGGAUUAUUGUCAUGUCAAUGGGGACCAUCGUCAGCUCUUUGCCAAUGCACAUUACAAUGCAAAUAGCAGAGGCCUUUGCUCAAAUGCCUCAGAAGGUUAUCUGGAGAUAUGAUGGAAAAACCCCUCCCAACAUUGGAAAUAAUACACUACUGGCAAAAUGGAUCCCUCAGAGUGAUCUACUUGGGCAUCCCAAAACACGAGCCUUCAUUUGCCAUGGUGGCACCAAUGGAGUUUAUGAAGCCAUCUAUUAUGGGGUGCCAGUAGUUGGCAUACCUCUGCUUUUUGAUCAGUUUGAUAAUUUACUCAGACUUGAAGUCAGAGGUGCAGCAAAAGUCAUUAGCAUCACAACCAUGCAGUCAACAGAUCUACUGCAGGCACUUAAUGAGGUUAUAUAUAACACAUCUUAUCGGGAGAACAUGCAGAAACUCUCUGCUCUCCACAAAGACCAACCUGAGUCUCCAAUGGAGAGAGCUAUUUUCUGGAUUGAGUAUGUUGCGCGACACAAAGGGGCAGCACAUUUGCGCUCAGAGUCUUACCGACUCCCCUGGUAUGCUUACUAUUGUGUAGAUGUGAUGAUCUUUCUGUUGUCUUUAUUCAUCAUGACUACUGUGCUGACAGUCCUACUAUUGAAGACAGUUUGUAAAAUUGGCUGGAAGAGAAAGCAAAAAAUUCACUGAAUUUAAUGCUUUGAAUUGGGCAAGGGGCAUUCCUGUCUAGACAUUAUAUGUUUUAAUACUUUUGGGAAAAUACUACAUGAUUGGCAAACAUGUUAGACAACAGCAGCAAAAUUCUGUACUUACGUCACAUACUGUGUGAAGAACACAAUAUUUGAGUAUUAUUCAAAAUUUAUUCUCACAUGACUAGUCAAAAAUACGAACAUGAAAUGUCUGAGGUGCCCUGAGAGGAUUUGCGUAGAGAAGUCCUUUCCUGGAUAUAAGUUUGCUCGCUGAGCUGGAAGGUUCAUUUUCAAACAUUAAAUCACUA
Messenger RNA from Chiloscyllium plagiosum (whitespotted bambooshark), 2049 nucleotides. The record is from RefSeq and is a predicted model, not a curated record. NCBI's taxonomy places the organism in Eukaryota, Metazoa, Chordata, Chondrichthyes, Orectolobiformes, Hemiscylliidae.